Messenger RNA from Lagenorhynchus albirostris (white-beaked dolphin), 2647 nucleotides. Its product is annotated as small integral membrane protein 10-like protein 2A. NCBI's taxonomy places the organism in Eukaryota, Metazoa, Chordata, Mammalia, Artiodactyla, Delphinidae. The transcript is spliced from 2 exons. The coding region runs from base 108 to 344 and encodes 78 amino acids. The record is from RefSeq and is a predicted model, not a curated record.
GCCGGGCGGUACGCGAGGGCUGCUGGCCGUCGGCUCAAGGCCUCGGCUCCACCUGCCCGCCCGCCUGCGGUGCGAUCGGUCGGCGGGGUGUGCGCCGCGCUGGGCCCAUGGCAGCGUCGGCGGCCCUGUCUGCGGCGGCGGCGGCGGCUGCCAUGUCGGGCCUGGCGGUGCGGCUGUCUCGCUCAGCUGCGGCCCGCGGCUCGUACGGCGCCUUCUGCAAGGGGCUCACGCGCACGCUGAUCACCUUCUUCGACCUGGCCUGGCGGCUGCGCAUGAACUUCCCCUACUUCUACAUCGUGGCCUCGGUGAUGCUCAACGUCCGCCUGCAGGUGCGGAUCGAGUGAGCGCCCGCAACCACCGCGCGGCCGCGACGGCAGGGGCGCCGGCAUGAAGCUCCGCGGGACCCAGGGCCGCCGGGACGCGGCGGGGGAAGGAGAAGGGGCGGCCCGGGCCCCCGGACCCUAGACCUCGGCGGAGGUCACGGCCACCGAGCCCCAAGCCCCGGCUCUGGUCACCCACGUCGCGGCCGGUGACGAACUGCACAGAAACUCGCGAAACGGGCCCUUUCCAUCGAACUCGAGAAAAUUACUUGAGUGCGGCCGACCUGUUGCCUCACCUUGGGCGAAGUGGGGAGCAGAAGGAAGAAAUUCUGCAGCAGGAACGUGAAUGACUGGCCCUGACCAAAGAGGCUGGCCCCUGGGCCCAGCGUCUCACGGGAGAGUCUCCUCUGGAUGGGCCUGCAUUGGUCCUGGAGGCCUUGGCUGCGCUGCUGACUGACGCCCCAGGAGCGGUGCAGAGGGGAGGCAGGACAGACCCUGGCCCUCACCCCGCACCGCUCCCACGUGUGCUCGGGCGGUGGUUGCUCAUGGUCGAUGCACUCAGAGUUCCUGGGGCUGAGCACCCCAGCAGCCUGGUUGCCCCCAGGACAGAGCGGCCGAGCCUCACACCAUGUGCCCUCCUCAGCUGCCCAGCUGGAGCCCGGGUCCCACGUGAGGAUCUCUGCCUUCCUCACCCCGGGGCCGGAGGCUGCACCGCGGCCACCACGUGCCCCCCACAGAUGCCCACCGACGGGGCCUGAUGGCUUCCUUCCUUGUGCCAAGUCACCCGGGAGCCCUGGUCCUGGUGGCCCUCCUCCAGCCCAACUGUGCCCACCCAGGGCCACUUCUGGGAGCCUGCCAGCCUGCGAACUGCAUCCCUGGAGCUCUGGGGACAGCCUCUGAGACUGUGCCACGGGGCUGCAUGGGAGGAGAGCAGAGGACGAGGGGCCUCCUUGGGGCUGAUUCGCAGACGUGCCCCUUUCAAGCCCAGCUCUCACCCUCCGGGUGGCUCGAUCCCCAGCUCCAGCCUCUUGCUGGGCCAGCCUGAGCGGGCUUGAGAAUGGCACAGGGGAGGCUCUUCACUGGCCGCGUGGGUGCCCGUGUGUGAGUGCGCAUGUAUGAGUGUGUGCGGGUGUGAGCGCGUGUGUGUGAGUGAACGUGCGGGUGUGAGCGUGUGUGUGAGUGCUUGUGCACACACACGAGUGGCUGUGCGUUGCAGCGGGCGCGGAGCUGUUGAGCAGAGUGAGCUGUGCAGGGUGCCCUAUCCUCCCUGGGCUCCGGGCUCAGCCGGAGCUGCCUGGGGCUGCUUCCCAACAGGGAGAAUGCGCGCUGGAGGCCCAGGGGCCCGGGCUCAGAGACCCCCUCCCACCCAUCGUGGGAGGGGCACGGCGGUGGCCCUGGCUGGGGCUGUCUGCGCUCUGAGGGGCUGGCCGUGGGAGGGGCUGGGGACGCGUCCUUAGCAUGCGCUCCUGCCGCGGCUGUUCUUACGGUUCUGGCCCCGAGUCCUGAGCUGCUUCCGCUUCCCCACCUCUUCCUCGUCUCCCCCGCUGGGCCCUUGCUGCUUGACGGGCUCUCAGAGCACUUUAUUUAUUUGCCGUCUGUUUCUCAGGCAGUGGAGCUUUCACAAUAUCAGACACCGACUUGAAUGAGACAACUUCCACUUUCCUGUGUGUGAUGUACUCUGCACCGGGCAGCAGCGUCUGGUCAGAGAAAUGUUCUUGCAUCGGGUGUUGUCAAAUCUUGUUGUCUGUCUCAGUUAAGAAGAAAGUCCUUUGAGUUCAAUCAAAUAAAACCUGGAGGCCUCCUGUUUCUGCCGCCUCGGAGGAGAGAGGGGCGGCGAGCUCACCCCACUCUGGUGGCCGGGAGCUGGGGGAGGGGAGCACCCCGAGGGCUCUAAGGGGGCGGGGCUGAGGGCGGGGCUGGUGCCGGGUCAGAAGAUGAGGCGAGACCCGAGCUGACCCGGACCACUGCUCCCGUGAGGGGAAGGCAGCAGCACAGGCCUGGCCCAAGAGGUGGCACUUUGUCCCAUUCACAAACUUUAUUUGAAUCAACUAACGCCUAGGCCUUUUCUUCAUCUUAGAGGCUGGUGUUAGAAGGCGCGUAAUUCAGCUGAACCCCGAGGGCGGGCUGCGGUAGGUGAGGUGGAAUGGACUGUCUGCAGAUCAUUUCGUGUCCCCGAAGGCCCUUCCGCAGCCGCAAGUGGCAGGGUCUCCAUCACCUCCCAGCUGGCCAGGUGGUGUCUGAGUUUCGGAGAAGAUCAACCUCUGGGACUGGAAACCUGCCUCCCUUACUCCCACCUUAGACGCAAGCUGUCCCGGCAGAGAAGCCGG